CGGAUUGCCCCGCCUCUAUCUAUCUGCAUCCCUACUUCGUCUUCGUCGCGAACAUCAUCUCCCUCAACAUGGCGAACCGUCAACUCGCUCGUGAUAUGCAGGUCGAGUUCCAGGCCAGGUUCCAAGCAAAGCAGGCGAGAAGAGAAGCCCAAAAGGCCGCCAAACAGGAUCCCAUCUUGAAGAAGCAAAUCCAAGACUUGCUCAAGGCCGGCGACACUACGAAAGCCUACCAGAAAGCCAAGAUGCUCCUCUCCAAGCAAGCCCUCGCUCAACAGAUGGAUCAGAUGGCCGACAUGGCCGAGCUCUCGGCUGCCCAGAUCCAAGCAAACAAUUCCAUGAACCGCAUGACCCACAUGAUGGGCCAGUCUUCCCGCACCAUGGCCAUGGCACAGAGGAAUAUGAACCCGGAGAAGACCCUCGUCACCCUCGAUCAAUUCAAGCAGCAAAACGAAGAAUAUGCAAUGUCCAACGGAAUCUACCAGGACGCCAUUUCUCAGUCCACCAGCGCCCAGGUUUCUGAAGACGCGGUGCACGAGCUCCUCGGAAAGCUGGCCGACGAUGCCGGCGUGCAGCUCAGCCAGCAGCUCAAUAGCGCCACCCCUGCCAAGGCCGAGCCCGCUUCAGCUACCACCGAGCCUACGGCCGAGGAGGAAGACGCCCUUCAGCAGAGGCUUCGCGCCUUGAGGGCUUGAAGGGAGACACAUUUGCGUAUGCGGCAAGCUGGCUUUUGCCUCGCGUGACCUUAAUGACAAUGCUUUUGGGAUGAUGACGAUUUUCGAUUUCACAUCGGGUUGGUUUGAUAUGGCGUUCUUUUGUUCCCCGUCUUCUUCUCUCUUUUUAGGACUUCUCGGGUGGAUAGGUUGCAUUCGAUGAUGGUCUGAAUACACCAAAUAAAUCUUAUCAUAUCAUAUAGGUUGGCGAUGGGAGAUUCUUUAACCACUUUAUUUAUAAAAACUUUGGUUUUGCCGUCAUGCCAUGCCGGAAGAUCAGGAGAGUAUCAGCAACGGAGUUUUUCCGAGGAUCCUUUACCUGUUAUACCUAGAUCCUACCUAUGUCUAUAACGUCUAAUGU
This is a messenger RNA of Sodiomyces alkalinus F11, 1071 nucleotides long. RefSeq lists its product as hypothetical. The transcript has 4 exons. Gene Ontology annotation, biological process: protein transport; endosome transport via multivesicular body sorting pathway; late endosome to vacuole transport. NCBI's taxonomy places the organism in Eukaryota, Fungi, Ascomycota, Sordariomycetes, Glomerellales, Plectosphaerellaceae. The record is from RefSeq and is a predicted model, not a curated record. Bases 69 to 692 code for a protein of 207 amino acids. Gene Ontology annotation, cellular component: ESCRT III complex; multivesicular body.